This is a messenger RNA of Auanema sp. JU1783, 1797 nucleotides long. NCBI's taxonomy places the organism in Eukaryota, Metazoa, Nematoda, Chromadorea, Rhabditida, Rhabditidae. The record is from the annotation of a GenBank genome assembly.
AUGUCAGAAGAAAAUGUUAACCCAAUCGAGGAAACUGCAGAAAUCAUUACUCCUGUAGAAGAAACUGCCGAAACCAUUAUUCCUGAAUCCACAGAGAAAAACGAAGAUAAAUAUGACAAAGACAGAAUCCAUAUAACGAACCUUCCCAUUCUGGGAUUUAAGCAGUUUAAACACUUCUUGUCAAAAAACUUGGAAGGAUUGAAUCCGAAGAAGGUCAGGCAGCUGAAAGGUUCUGCCUACGUAUCUCUUGCUACACCUGAAGAAGCAGACAAAGCGAUAGAGGUUUUGAAUGGCUUUCAAAUCAAGAGAUGUACAUUGGUAGUUAAACGUGCUCUGACCGAAGUGAGAACUUUUAACUCAGGUCCUUCAGAGAAUGGCGAGAAUGGCAGAGAGAAAAUAGUUCCAAAGACUGCGUUAGAGAGUGUAACUCCCCUACAUAACAUACCUUAUGAGGAACAAUUAAAGAAGAAGCACGAAGCUAGUCUAGACGUUGUAAGAAAAUUGGUCUCGCAAAUGAGGAAAGCUCAAAGAAAUGACGUUCCUCGACCAGUUCAUUUGCUCAGACCUAUCAAGCCAUCCCCAAAAAUUAAAGAGUAUCGAAACAAAUGCGAGUUCACUUGUGGAUUGACUCUUGAUGGCGAAAUUUGUGUAGGAUUUGUUGGAGGUCGAUAUUCCAAAAAUGAGCAUUACGUGAUUCCUGCCGAUGACGUUGAGAACAUUACUAAUCAAACUAAAGCGAUUGUUAAAGAUUUCAAGGAGUUUGUUUUGGAAACAGGACUUCGCCCAUUGAACGAAGCUGAAAAGACUGGAGUGUGGAGGUUGUUGACUGUACGAGAGUUCGGUGGUGACGUUAUGGUGAUCGUCAGUGUUUAUCCUUUUGGUCCCGAAAAAGAGGCUGAAAUUAAGGAAAAACUUUCCGCUAGACUAUUAGACAUUAGCAAUUUCACCAAUAAAGGAUAUCGUGUAACUUCGCUCUACUGGCAAUCCAUUGAGCAUUGCAGUGACACUCCUGAUUUUGUGCAUAUAGGAGGCGCUCCUUUCAUCUAUGAGAGUUUGAUGGAUUGUCGUUUUCGAGUUUCCCCGUCAGCUUUUUUCCAAACUAACAGCCAAGCUGCGUGUGUGUUAUAUCAGACAAUCGGAGAAGCAUGUGGGAUAACCUCUUCUGCUGAGCAAGCAACAGCUAUUACUCCUCCUGAGGCAGAGAAAAAAGUCGAGGACAAUUUGAAAACUGAAGAUGAGGGUGUGGAAUGUAAACGUAUCAAGUUGGAUGAAAAAGAAACAUCACCUCAAUCUACUGUACUACUUGAUGUAUGUUGUGGCACCGGUACAAUUGGACAAUGUUUGAUGAAGUCGUUCAACAAUGAUAAGUUGUGCUGUGUAGGAAUCGAAAUGAUUGAGUCAGCAGUUGAAGAUGCCAAAAUGAAUUGUCGAAUGAACAACAUUCCUGAGGAAAAAUGCCGUUACCUAGCAGGGAAAGCGGAAAAUGUUUUUAAAAGCCUUAAGUACAAUAUGCCUACCGGAUUCUCGCUAGACACUUCUAACGUUGUUGGAAUAUUAGAUCCACCAAGAGCUGGAUUGCACGAGAAAGUCGUCUUAGGCUGUAGACAGAUGGACAAACUGAAACGUCUGGUGUUCGUUUCAUGUGAUCCGAACGCAGCUACGAAAAAUUUGGUUGAUUUUUGCCGACCCACGUCGAAAAAGUAUGACGGAACACCAUUCAGUAUUGAUUAUAUUCAACCUGUUGACAUGUUUCCGCAAACUAACCAUUUCGAGUGGGUUGUAUCAUUAUCUCGUUGA